GACAGACUCUCGCUUGGUGCUGCCCGCGCUCCUGCUUGUCUUGAAUUGAUUAGUUUUCCUUCGGCCGCCGCGGGAAUAAAUGGUGCAUGAUGGAGCAGGAUCAGCACUGGCAGCGGGGAAGGCAUAGUAGUUGGUCCAGUGAUGGAAGGGAUGGCGGUGGCGGCCACUCCCCAAGAAGGAUGCAUCACAGUGGUUCACCAUCCCAUAGAUUCAAGCCCAAUAAGCCUGUCUGGGAUGACACAGUUCAGGAUUUGGCCUCAAUGCGGCUAACUCCUGCUGAGCUGGCACGCAAGCUUGCCUCGAGGCAGUCUACCAACAUGGCGUUGGCACGUGCUCAGCUGUUGGACCAGAGUCGACGGUCUGGACCACAAAGUCUGUUCCUACCCCCUGUCUUGGCUGCCAGACUCCAAGCUAGACAACAGAGUGUGGAUUCCAUCCUUGCCCAGUCCAACAGCACCCUUCUUGCCUCUCAGAAGGUGCGUCAGACGGAGGCAACGGUCAGACUGGAAGAAGAGGAGCCAGCGCAUGAGUCAAGGACAGCAGCAGUAGAAUCUGCAUUAGUGGACCAAAAUCAAAAGUCUCAAUUAAAUCCUGACCAUGAAGAGAGAGGUGGUGUGACUACAAAUGACAGCAACUUUACAAUCAAUGUGAAAGCUGGUAAUGAAAAUGAUAAAGGAAAGGCACUUGACCUCCCUGCAAAGGGGGCUUGUAAUCUUGACCAAUACAAAGCAACUUCUCGGACUGAUACGUGUAGAAAUAUUGCCGAACGUAGACAGACAGAGCUGAGGACCGCCAGGGAAACUUCAAGACCAAUAGACAGGAGCCAGAUUGCUGCAACAAGAACAAGCCUUGAUCACACAAUAACUAUGGUGGUAAACACCUGCAGGGAGCUGUGGCUUCAGCUGGAGGAGGAACGGCUCACCCGGGAGCAUCUUCAGCAACAGCUGCAGCAACAAGGCAAUGUCAUCACAACCUUAACAGCCGAGCUACUGCAGAUUCAAGAACAGCAAGAGGCCAUCCUGCAAGAAGUGAGUGAUGCAAGGGCCUCAGGGUUGUGGGGGGCAGGAGAGGUGGAGCUUGGUGGGGAUGGAAGAGCAGACAUGUUGGGUAGUCACAUUCCUUCAGGUAAACUUCAUGGGCUGAGGUCCAGUCCUCACCAGACCUCAAGUCGUCACCCUCAAAGAUCUAUUCUGAGGGCCACACGCACCAUACAUCAACCACAUCAGCGACAGUCUCCUCAGUCUUUAGGGAGAACGCAUCAAUCAAAUCACCCAACUCUGCCCUCGUCUCAUCGGCCUCCCCACUCCCCACGCCCCCACCAGCCUUCAUCACGUUCUCACACCCACAGCCUGCAGAUGCAUCGUCCCUCACCACCACCUGAACCUCCGCUCUCUCCCAGGCCAGACUCAGCCUCUCUUGCCAGUUACAAGGCUUCAGUGGCUCGUCAGAUCAGAGAUGCUUUAGGCAAUGAAAACUCUGUACCUGGAGCCAGGGAGAGGAAUUCAUCCACAUCAUCUCUAGGUUACUCUACAGUGCCGGAAGAAGCUUUGCAGAGGGAUAUAGGGGAGCAACAAUCCCAGAAUAAUAUAGGGGCUGCCAGUGAAGAAAACCUCCUUGCUGCAGAUCCUUCUUUCCCAGAGCGUCGGGAGAGGAAGAAACAGUAAGUGAGUUGUUUUAGUAUUGAUCUCAGCUUAGAACUGCUCCGCAUAUUUCUCUCAGCAAUGAUUGGUGCAUAUCAGUCUUUUAAACCAUGUCAUAAUACAUAUCAUUGCCCUGUGUAGCCAGUAACUACACCUUCUGGGACCAUUUUGUUAUGACUAAUGAGAUCUAAACAUUGAUAUUUCUCACUGACUUCUGGUUACCUUGUUUAUUUAUUUGUUAGAGGCAAAAGGUUAGUUAGAAAGUUAGCCAGAAACUAUCAGGCAGAAGUGACAUAUAUAUGCUGUAUGAAGUAAUGCUUUUAGUGUCAACUGAAGUACAAGAAUUUUAUACUUUUAGAUCAGAGGGCAUUAAUGUUCCUCUGGAAUUAAAAGAAAGCAAUUAAAUGCUUAUUUUAUCAGUGAUUUUCCCAAUCACAUAAUGUAUUUAAAAUGGCACAAUAAUUACCAUCAUUAUUCUAACUCAGUUUCACACACACUUGGCAGGAUAGGACAUUUAUAUGAGAGAAAGGUUACUCAGAGGAGAAAAGUUAAUCCCUCUCAAUGGACACACAUUUAGCUACAUGUUUUUUUUUCCCUUUGGUAUGUACAUUCUGUGCAAGUGAAUUAAACAGUCACUCAUUCACUGGCACCCUUCACAAGACAUGAUUUCUAAACCCAGCCAGUUGUUCAUUGCAAAUGUUUGUGGAAUCAGCCACUUGCUAGGCAUGUUUCAAUGCAGCAAGAUGCCACACACUACCACCACUCUCCUAAAGUCAUGGAUAUACUCUACAGUACCUCCUACAUAACUCUUCAUUUGUGAUCUUGCCAAUGUUAUUCCAUCCUACUCUGAAACACACAAUGUGUUCUUCACGCAUUUCUGAUACAGCUCUGUCCAGCCUGUCUCACAUCUCCCUUACCCCUACCCCAUAAAAACAAGUCCUUGUCCUGAUCCUCUUGUCCCUGCUGCAGAAAACAUUAUAAGUACAUUCCCUGACGUACCAUCUUGCUGUUUAACUGACCUCAACUCACAGAUUUCCCCACACCCACCCUGUACCUACUACAAGUACAUACAUCAGUACCCACACACACUUGCAGGCAUUUUUAGAAUCUAAUCUGCCCUCACUUUACACACAAUAUUUUUUGCACUGUAUGCUUGCACCUGCCCCACACUGCAGGUGUCCAUGGGACCCACACUCAUGACCAAACCCACACAGACUACUGAUGUGAUGUGUGGUGUUACCUUCACUUCAGUUCCAGCAAAUGGCUUGUUCUUGUUAGCUGAACUUUCAGUUCACAAUAUGUUUACCACACCUGCACUGGGGUCACUUUUGUAAGGACAAGAAGUAGAAGAAUAUGAAUAGGAGGAGAAGGAAACUGAAACAGGAGAAAGAUCAUAAAGAUGAACUUCCAUGCUCCCGGAGAGACCCAGGGGAUGCUACAUUCCAGGCAGGGGUGGGCAGAGUGACAGCUGGACAUCUUGCUGACAGUCUUCCACUCAUACUCAGAAAUAUAGCCCACAUGGCUGGCUGGGAAGAUGCGAGACAUCCUGUUCAGUGGCUGGGAAGAGGUUGAACUUAAUCUUCCCACCUUCAGGCAGCUCUCAUUCUCCUAGCUACAAAAAAUUAUAUUGGGUAUAGAUGACCCAUACAUAGAG
This is a messenger RNA of Eriocheir sinensis (Chinese mitten crab), 3294 nucleotides long. RefSeq lists its product as uncharacterized. The record is from RefSeq and is a predicted model, not a curated record. Lineage: Eukaryota; Metazoa; Arthropoda; Malacostraca; Decapoda; Varunidae. Bases 87 to 1664 code for a protein of 525 amino acids. The transcript is spliced from 7 exons.